Messenger RNA from Strongylus vulgaris, 348 nucleotides. Lineage: Eukaryota; Metazoa; Nematoda; Chromadorea; Rhabditida; Strongylidae. The record is from the annotation of a GenBank genome assembly.
GAAGCUUUACCGAUGACUAGCCAAGAAGAGGAGUGGCAGUACUUCGAAGAAGAGCUUGACAUCAAUGACUUCCCUCAGCAAGUGCGAUAUCGUGUUUGUAGCAGGGAAUCGUUGGGUCACAUAUCUGAGUUUGCUGAUGUGGGCAUUUCGGUGAAAGGAUCUCAUUAUCCCCCUGGAAAGGAGCCUAAAGAUGGAGAAAGGAAGCUGUAUUUAUUGUUAGAAGCUCGACAUGAAAGGAAUUUGAAAUGUGCAAAGGAGGAAAUUGUACGAAUUAUGAAAGAUGCAUUCCGACAGCUGACAGCGCAAAUGCAGCGUGGUGGACCAAGUGGACGUUAUAAAGUAUUUUAA